CUCACAUCUUUCGGAACGUCACCGCAAGCGUACCUGCGAGAUCACCCAGAUCCCCGCUACAAGUACAUAGCUGUCAGUGCCAUCGUGUUCGACACAAUUAAUCCUUCAAGUCCUCGCAUCUUGCUCGUACAGCGUGCGGCGAGUGACAGCAUGCCGAACCAGUGGGAGGUACCUGGUGGUGGCUGCGACGAAGAUGAUCACACGAUUCUUCACUCGGCCGCAAGAGAGCUGUGGGAGGAGACUGGCUUGAAAGCGAAGAGGAUCCUCAGCCUAGUCGGCAGUCCUCAUAUAUUCACCUCUAGUAGUGGCAAAGCGGUGAUCAAGUUCAACUUUCUUGUCGAAGCCCAUAGGACCGACGAAGGCGGCUUCGAGGUGAGUUUAGAUCCGAAGGAGCACCAGCGUUUCUUGUGGGCUACAGAAGACGAGGCAUGUUUGGGU
Molecule: messenger RNA, 438 nt
Organism: Baudoinia panamericana UAMH 10762
Lineage: Eukaryota; Fungi; Ascomycota; Dothideomycetes; Mycosphaerellales; Teratosphaeriaceae
Exons: 1
Source: RefSeq, a predicted model, not a curated record